CUGAAUCGAUUCAAUUCCCUUUCCACGUUGACUCUUCAGACCCAAACCAAAGAAAUAAUCUUGUUCUGAAGCUGCAUUUUCAUUCUUUCCCACUUGAAAAUCCCAGUUAGGUGAGGCUUCUGCAAUUGGGUUUACUGGUAGCUUUAGCCUCUGGACUAGUAGCCAUGGUCAUCUGCAUCACCGGAGUCACCACUCUAUAUGAAAGUAAUGGUAUAUUGGAUGAGGAUGGGGAAGCAUUGCAGUCGCUGCAGAGCGGCUUCCAGAAGUGUAGUGCAAAUUGAUUGGGCUUACAGGCUGCGAGUGGAAAAGAUUAUUGUCAAGUAACAAUUAACUUUCCUAGUGAUACUGUGCCCAAAUGGAGAAAUCUGAAAACCGGAGAACUUGAACGCUUAUCAUUUGAAUUUAAUCUUUGUGAAGUGGUGGCCACGUGGGAACAGGUUUGGAAUAGUACCACAAUACUCACCACCAGGGAGUUCAUUGAUGCUUUACCAAAUGGCUGGAAGGAGUAUGCAUGGUGUAGGAUUAAUAAGGGAAUAAAUCUCAACCAUUGUCAAAAUAAAACCAUUUGCAUGGAGAAGCUUUCACUGGUUCUCCCUGAAACACCACCAUAUUUUCCAUGGCAGUUUGUUCGGUGUGCUGUUAUCGGCAACUUGGGAGAUCUUUUAAAAACAAGGUUUGGGAAGGAGAUAGAUGCUUACAACGUUGUUAUUAGAGAGAGUGGUGCUCCAAUCCAGAAUUAUGUGGAGUAUGUGGGCAAGAAAAGCACAUUGUGGCUUUUAAACAGGGGAUCUGCAAAAGCUCUUGAUAAAGUUGUAGAGUUAGAUGAAGAGAGGUGGGAAGUUUUAAUAGUCAAAACAACAAUUCAUGACAUUAUGAACAAGAUGAUUUCGGGAAGUUCCAAUUAACAACCCUGUAUAUCUCACUUUAGGUGCAUCCUUUGGUUCAGCUGCAAAAGGAACUGGACUCAAGGCUCUUGAAUUUGCUCUCUCUGUGUGUGAUUCAGUUGAAAUGUAUGGUUUCACUGUGGACCACAGUUAUAAAGAAUGGUAUUUGUGUCAACUUUCAAACUGAUUUUUAUCUCCAUCUUCACAAGUCAAUGAUGUCCAGCUGAUGAAGUAACUUUUUCUCUGUUAUCUCAAGACCAGAUAUUUCUGAGAAUCCUGCAAAGGUCACACUCCUUUGCAUGGCAGGGCUUCUGCCCUUCCUUCCUAUCCAUUCUGGAACCUGGAUUUAAUUAAAGUUCUGUUACAGAAUAAUAGGAAAAGCUCCUAUUUCUGUGACUGCUAGUAAGGAAAGAUAUGCGUACUAAUGCUUAUAUUUUAUAAGCGUAUUAUAAAUAGUUUUGCUGUGGUUGUCUUUAUUGACAUUUUCCUUUUUCUUGUCAUUUUAAGCUGAUAAAAAUUCAUUCUCCUUUGCAACCUGAUCGAAACCAAGUAGUGAAGUUUGUACUGAAUCAUGACACCAUCAGGGCUGCGAGAAUUGUAUCAGAGAAAUUGUUGAGGAGGGUUGGAGCUGAAUCCGCAGAUCCACUUGCUGCUUGCUCUAUAAAAGAGAAACAGGUUAAAAGGAAUCCUACGGUUGUUUCAAGUCUCAGAACAGCUGCUGUUGAUCAUCUAAAAUUUGUUAAAGAUGCUACCCUGUAUCCUCUGGAUCACAGUCCUGGACAUGGUCAGCUUUGCAUGGUACCAGCGGAUUGAAUCCCAUGAUGACGCAAUAUGAAAGAUGAACAAGUAGAGACCACUUAAAGUUUCUCAACAUUGGCCACACAUUGCAUGAACAUUAAAUUUUAGAGGUGCAAUGGGGAAGAGACUGUAUCCUUUUUUGGGGAAAGUGGAGGAAUGUUAUGUUGGAAACGGAUGUUUCUCUCAUCCAGUACUGUUGAUUCACCUCUGCUUGCAUUGGUGUAAGGUAUUUGCACUAUCAAUUUAAAUAUUUUA
This is a messenger RNA of Rubroshorea leprosula, 1937 nucleotides long. NCBI's taxonomy places the organism in Eukaryota, Viridiplantae, Streptophyta, Magnoliopsida, Malvales, Dipterocarpaceae. The record is from the annotation of a GenBank genome assembly.